Phacochoerus africanus (Common warthog) is the source of this 4836-nucleotide messenger RNA. RefSeq names its product CTD small phosphatase 2 (gene CTDSP2). The record is from RefSeq and is a predicted model, not a curated record. The transcript has 8 exons. Gene Ontology annotation, molecular function: RNA polymerase II CTD heptapeptide repeat phosphatase activity. The coding region runs from base 502 to 1317 and encodes 271 amino acids. Lineage: Eukaryota; Metazoa; Chordata; Mammalia; Artiodactyla; Suidae.
GCUCCGUAUGUUCCGCAGCUCCGGCGGCUCACAGGUGGAGAGCCCUGGAGCCUAGGACCGUGCUCCUGAGUAGGAGGCUGUAGAAAGUCCGGGUCCAGAACCCGGAGGCGCGCGGGGGUGGGCGCUGCUGCCGCGGGUUGUUUAUCUGGAGUACGGAGGGGAGGGGGGAGCCUGGAAACCGCCCCGUGUCCCAUUUCCUCCUCUUGUUUUCGCUCCGGAUUCUCCAUGUUGGACCCAAACUGAGGAGCCCGGAGCUGCCGCCGGGGGAUCGGGGCCGGGGGCACCCGGGGGAGCCGCUGCCGGGGCCGCCCGCUCUCGGUACAGGCCGCCUCCCUUCCCGGCCCAGGGAGGGAACAAGAGCAGGCAUGUGAACAGCAGUGGGAGUCGGAGUCUCGGGAGCCGGAGCCGGAGCGGGCCCCCGCCCAGGCCCCCCAGCCCAGCACAAGCCUGUGCGCCCGCGCGUCCUCCCGCCCAGCCAGCCCGGGCCCGUGGGAUUGUUAGAUGGAACACGGCUCCAUCAUCACCCAGGCGCGGAGGGAAGACGCCCUGGUGCUCACCAAGCAAGGCCUGGUCUCCAAGUCCUCUCCUAAGAAGCCUCGUGGACGUAAUAUCUUCAAGGCCCUUUUCUGCUGUUUCGGAGCCCAGCAUGUUGGCCAGUCCAGCUCCUCCACUGAGCUCUCCGCGUAUAAGGAGGAAGCCAACACCAUUGCUAAGUCGGAUCUGCUCCAGUGUCUCCAGUACCAGUUUUAUCAGAUCCCAGGGACCUGCCUGCUCCCAGAGGUGACAGAGGAAGAUCAAGGAAGAAUCUGUGUGGUCAUUGACUUGGAUGAAACUCUUGUGCAUAGCUCCUUUAAGCCGAUCAACAACGCUGACUUCAUAGUGCCUGUAGAGAUCGAGGGGACCACUCACCAGGUGUAUGUGCUCAAGAGGCCUUAUGUGGAUGAGUUCCUGAGACGAAUGGGGGAACUCUUUGAAUGUGUUCUCUUCACUGCCAGCCUGGCCAAGUAUGCCGACCCUGUGACAGAUCUGCUGGACAGGUGUGGGGUAUUCCGGGCCCGCCUGUUCCGUGAGUCCUGCGUGUUUCACCAGGGCUGCUAUGUCAAGGACCUCAGCCGCCUGGGAAGGGACCUGAGGAAAACCCUCAUUCUGGACAACUCGCCUGCUUCUUAUAUCUUCCACCCAGAGAAUGCAGUGCCUGUGCAGUCUUGGUUUGAUGACAUGGCGGACACUGAGCUGCUGAACCUGAUCCCAAUCUUUGAGGAGCUGAGCGGAGCAGAGGAUGUCUACACCAGCCUUGGGCAGCUGCGGGCCCCUUAGCUUUUUCCCUGCUGCCAAGCAACGGCCAUCCCAGUAGGGGACUUUCCUACACUGUGCCUUUAUGAUCAGCCUGACAGAGUAGAAGCUGGAGCAUCUCACCAGAUGAGGCCUGGAAAUAGAAGUGAUUGGAAAGAGCUUUAGGACAGGUUAGAUGCCAAGUGGGCAAGUACCAGACCAGCGAUACCCAGAGCUGCCUGCUCCCUGAGACGGGUUCCCGAGGUUUAUGUGUGCGUGUGUCUAUGUGUGUGUGUCUUGCCUUGACCUGUGGUCCUGGGAUAUAAGUGUUUCAGGUUGGGGGAGAAGCUGAAUGAUCAAAACUCUUCCCAAGUUGGUCUCCUCUCCUGUCACGCUGAGCGCCAUCACCCUCUGUAGGGAUGAAGACUUGGAGGUCCUAUUGCCAACCCCUUGGCCUCUCCUCAGUGUUGUAAGGCUUAUGCCAAGGAGAAAGGAAGGGUCAGAGGCUGCCUUCAGGUGCCCCUGGCACACACCUUUCUGAAACCUUUCUCCAGCCAGCUGCUGCAGACAGAAAGAAGACAUCUCUGGGAAGAUGAAAGAAAGCUUGUUUCCAGAACUGGUAGCCCAAGCACUGCGCUUGUCUCCAGCCAAGGAGUGCCUGGCGCAGGCCCUUUCUAUAUCUCCCCAAGGCUUGGGCAGUGGGCCUGCCUUCCUCACCACCUAGCCAUAGUCUUGAACCUGUGUGGAAGGAGGUCUUCUCCCUGUCCUGGAAGAGGACAGAUAACUGGUUUCCGUUCUUUUGACUCUUUUAAAAUUCUCUUUCUAAGUAUGGCGUGUUGGGCCUGUUUGUUUCUUGCAAUCCUGGGCCUGAGAUGAAUGUGGGAGGCCCUGGAGGUGCAGGGAAGACAAAAAUCCGCGAAGCAUGAAUGUGUGUGUCCCUGAGUCUGCUCUUUAGGGAUUCUCUGCUGGUGCUGGCACAUGGGCUUUGUUCCCAAGUUUAGGAAGAGUGCUCUGGUCCCAUCCUCCUGUCUCUCAGGCAGGGCUCUUUCCUCUUGUCUUCCCCCAGGGCCUGGCCUGGCUGAGCACACUCUUCAUCCUUCCUGACUGUUGCUUUUUCUCCCGAGGGCCUCAGGCACUCCUGCAUUUCCUGGGCUGAGGGGUAGGUGUUCUCAACGUUUAGUUUGCCAGCCUAACGCACAUGCCUCCUGCUGAUGGUAACAGGUGUGAGUGAGCCCUUCACACACCUGCGCUUUGUGUGUGUGUCUCCGCUCUCAGUUUCUUAAUAGUGAAUGCUGUUAAAAAUAGGCACAAAAUGGAAGUUUCCCCAGGAUGGAAAACAAAAGGGGAAGUGCUCCUGUAAUUGGGAGCACAGGGGGCCCCGCCAGAAGGACCCCCGCCUCAGCAUCACUGCCUUAACCAUGGCCUCCCCUCCCUCCCUCUGGGGUGGGAGGGAGUUCCUAUCCCCAUCUCUGUUUUCCCUGGAGGCAGGUGUCACAAAGCAUCAGUAAACUGCUUCAGGUGCGAGAACACCACCCACUCAGGAGUGACCCCUGUUAUCCUUUUCAAUUUCCACCCACUAGCCAGUUUGCUUACACCACGUGGUGAGGCAGCAGCUUGGUGUUCUGACAGGCUAGCAUCUUUCCCUGGCAUUGUGACACCACCUCCCUUCCUUGUCCCAAGGUUGUGAAGCCUUGUCUUUACCUUUGGUGUCACAUGAGUUGAACAGGGUCCGCAAAGCCCAGUGUGGUCAUUUCCCCGACAUCAUUCCCUGGUGCCUGCGGGAUCCUGCUGCACGCAGGUGGGGCCAGGGGUCUUGCCAAGAACAAUGUCUCUGGAAGGAAAAUGGGAGCUUCUGAUUCGAAGGCCCUGGCAGCUAGGCCUCUCUCCCAAGCCACACCCUGAGGGUUAGCCCUUGGGCCAAAUCAUCUGCCAUGGGGUCCAGCCAAGCUUUUCUGGCUAAAUAAGCAAUAAGAGGCUCUAAGCUGACUCAGUUCCUAGGACCCUUUCUGUCUUCCUUUGAGUCUCCUUGUCUCCAGGUGAAGGAAGAGCCUGUGCCACCUGCUUUCCUAUUAGGCUUGUCCAAGUGUUCCAAGGGACUCAUGCCCAGAGCCCAGGGUAAUGUGGUGGGAAUGUCCCCGCUGCUUCUGCAUGAAGCCCUGCUCUACAGGCCUGGUUUCUGCCAGAACCCUGCCCUCUGCCCCCUGCACUUCCUCACCAGAAAUGCCACAUUCCCUCUCACUCCCUCCUCCCUUCCCCAGAGAAGCAGCUCAGCCAAAUAAGUCUAAGCAGGGUCCAUUCUUGUGGACCAGAGCCAGCCUGGAGUCAUUAAGUGCUUUCUGGUCUCCAGUUUCAGCAUGUGUUAGGGGCAGGAGGUGACUGCAAAACUUGUUCCGUAGAGGAAUCAGGCCAGACUCAAUUAUGGAGGAGGGUGAGAUUGAGAGGGAACCAGUUCACCCCAGGUUCUGUUCUGGGGUUUCCCACCAACUCUUCCUGUUUGAGGCUGGUCUCUGGGAAGCAGUAGGCCACCGUGCCUGGUCAGCCCCAAAUCAAGCCAUGCCAGGAAUCUGCCCACCUGCCAGGUUCAGUUCUAUAAGGUGCCUCUUCAGGGACACAGUGUGUCUCUCUGAUUGGGCUUCUAAAUCAAAAGCCUGAUGUUCGUGUCCCUCUCAUAGGGGGAGCUUUGGACACAGGACCAGUUUGGACAGGGUCAAGGAAGAGUUUCCACUCUGCACAUUGUAGAGGGGACACUCUGUAGGCCCAUGGGUCCCUUACUAUAGAGGUUGAGUAAACUUGCCUUCAGUUAACCUGGGACCCCCUGUUUAUUUCUCUUUUGCCUCCCAAAGAUUUUGACCAUUUUAUAAGUGUAUGAAUUCACUCUGUUAACAGUGGCCUAGAAGCUUCUUUGUGCUAGAAGCAUGGGUAAUCUAAAGGCAUUCCCGUGGAAAUGGAGCUUGUUCUAUUUUGCUACCCUUAACCCUGUUCCUGAGGCCUCACUCAGUAAGGCAACCCCCUUGGAAGGCUGUCCUGCAUCCCAAGUCCCAGCCAGGUCAAGUGUCUGAGGAAGGUAAGCCUGUUUGCCCCUUCAGGUCCUCAGCUGGUUACUUACCACUGUUGUCCUUCAGUUACCUUUUUUGUAAAAUGGGGUUUUAAGUUUUGUCCUUUUUUUUUUUUAAUGCUGGUAAGUACUUGCAUUCAAGCAGGGGAGGGGAAGCGGAGGUGUGGCCCCUACCCCAUUCCUUUAAUGCUGUGGGGACCUGCCUCUCGAGCUGACCCUUCUCUUUGAGCCCCAGGAACUUCUUUGCUUGUAGUUUCUCCAGCCUGACAUGUCCCAUGUCGUGCCACUUUCAAGAUGCCGCUUGGAGGGUGGGGGAGAUCUACUUCCCUCUGUGACUGGGCUAUGGGGUUCUGACUACCUUGCUUACAGAUUCAUGGUUUGAUAAAUUUGUUGUAUUCAAAAACUUGAAAUAUAGGACGCCAUUAAGUGUCUGUUUAUAUUUUUGGAAUAUUUGUAUUACUUACAAUUAAUUAAUAAAGUGGGUUUAAAAAACCCAUCCAUGAAUGAGA